This is a messenger RNA of Sitophilus oryzae (rice weevil), 2046 nucleotides long. RefSeq names its product zinc finger protein 184-like. The record is from RefSeq and is a predicted model, not a curated record. The transcript is spliced from 6 exons. Lineage: Eukaryota; Metazoa; Arthropoda; Insecta; Coleoptera; Curculionidae. Gene Ontology annotation, biological process: regulation of DNA-templated transcription. Gene Ontology annotation, molecular function: RNA polymerase II cis-regulatory region sequence-specific DNA binding; DNA-binding transcription factor activity, RNA polymerase II-specific. The coding region runs from base 1 to 1851 and encodes 616 amino acids.
AUGUUUUCUUUUUUUACAGUUCAAUCAGAUGAACCCAUUCUUUCAAACAACUCGCUUCGACUGAAGACCUCUAAUUCAGACUAUAAUCUAUCCACUGCAGCAGAUGUAUCUUCCAGCGAUGUGGGAAUUCCCAUUUUUAGAUCGCGAAGUGCCGAAGAGACUGAAGCAGCUCAUGAUUUACUUUCUCUAUCUCAAAGUUUACCACCUUUACCCUCGCCCAGUGUGGUUAUGAUACAUCAUACGAUUCCAACUGAAGAUAAUCCACCUUCUCCUAGUCAUUGCUAUAAACCACUAUCCCCCGACGAAAAAAACACUACAAUUCCCCACCACAGGGAAACCACCAAUCAAGACCAAGCUGGAAAAUGCUCAAGGGACCAAUCAGAUAAUCACCUCAAUUCCUACUCAAAUAUACAUCAAUCAGGCCAAAACAACUCCAACAGUGUCGUGGUUCAACGUAGAGAACCAGUUAUUGUGGAAACGUCUACGGGAAUACCGACUUCGGUAGUAGUGAGUAAUACGCAGAAUUACUCGCCGAAUCAAGAUACGCAGAAUGUGUUGUACGUGGUACAGGUUCAAAACGAGCAGCAAGCUGAAAUUUGUAUACCUAGAGAAGAAGUCAGCUCAGUGAAUGGAGUAAGUCUGGACACCAAAAAACCAAAGAUAUUUAUCCAAAAAGAUGUUCUACUUACAUCCAGACAACAUCAACUACCUGAAACAGCAGUAACCUUGGAAGAUUCCGGCGAUCUUAUAAUUUUACCAUUAUCACCUGAGCCCGAUAUUCCACUAGGACCAAAAGAGUAUAUCUCAGAAACUGGUACUCAUAAACCUCCACAACUUACUGUAGGCGGAAGGAUCUCUAAUUUAGAUGUAACAUAUAACUCUGAAAUAGAUCAAAGAGAAUCAGGAUGGACGCAUUUGAAGAAAGGCGUUAAAAGAACUUCUUCAAGAGUUUCUUCUAAUUCUGAGUCAGAAGACACAAUCAUUGAUAUCGACAAUAUUACUCAAAAUAGUUCUUUAUGUGAAAAUGAUGGUCAAAAUGAGAGUUUUGAAGGUUCAACAUUUUUGCAAACGGUAUCGAAUAAAAAUACUGCUUUGUUAAUGGAUAUACCAGACAGAAGGAGAAAAAGGGCUAAAACUACUGAUAACUCUAUAAAAACUAAAAAUGAUUAUGACGAAGAAGCAUACCAAGUUAACAACACUACCAAAGAAAAUAUUACAGAUUCCAGUCCAACCACUAAUAGCAGUAAAACUAAAUUUUACAAGGUUAUAGAAGAAGAUAUUGAAGAUGAUAUUGAUCCACCUGAAUCAGAUAAGUCAACGAAAUUCAUAUGUAAUGAGUGUGGAAAAUGUUAUGCUACGUCAAGUAAUCUCUCAAGGCAUAAACAAACUCACAGGAGUUUGGACUCAAAAUCAGCCAAAAAAUGCAAAACGUGUGGUAAGGCCUACGUUUCAAUGCCGGCUCUAGCAAUGCACCUGCUCACCCAUAAACUUUCACACGCCUGUGGAAUUUGCGGCAAGCAAUUUUCCAGGCCCUGGCUACUUCAGGGCCAUCUUAGAUCUCACACCGGUGAAAAACCGUACGGCUGUGCUCAUUGUGGAAAAGCAUUCGCAGAUAGGUCCAACUUAAGAGCCCACAUGCAAACUCAUUCGAAUGAAAAGAGAUUCGAAUGCCCCAAUUGUUACAAAACUUUUGCUCUAAAAUCAUACUUAAACAAACAUUUAGAAGCAACGUGCAUUCAUUGGGCUAGUCCAGUCAAUGCACAGAAAUCUCGCAAAGAUUCUGUUAAAAAGAACGCAGAAACUCAAACUAUUACUGUCGAUGAUACAACAUUUUCAAUAAUAGUUGAUUAAAAGUUUUAAAAAAAUCAAAACAACAUUUUGUUACUUUACCAUUACCAUAUACGGACAUAGUUUACAUUCAUCUAAAUAAAAAACGUUAUUUAAUUUCAAAUUUUUGCUCAAAAAGGUUAUAUUAAACAUGUUCAACUUUAUUAAAUUAUGUUCACUUGAUAUAGCUUUGCGUGCUUAGUCAAGUCAAAGGGCAGA